Messenger RNA from Nicotiana tabacum (common tobacco), 1345 nucleotides. Its product is annotated as putative BOI-related E3 ubiquitin-protein ligase 3. The record is from RefSeq and is a predicted model, not a curated record. Gene Ontology annotation, molecular function: ubiquitin-protein transferase activity. Lineage: Eukaryota; Viridiplantae; Streptophyta; Magnoliopsida; Solanales; Solanaceae.
AGCCGAUAGUCAAGUCACAAUAUCUGCAUGUGUACGUACUCUCUUUUCUUCUCUUUAAAUGCUUUCUUCACAACAAUAGAAAUAGAGAAAGAAUCCUCCCUCCCUCUGCCCCUUUUUCAGGUUUUCAGUUUUUAUUAAAGAAAAAGCAAAUUAUUCACCAUAUUAUAUUAUAUAGUCAGAAGAACGGACCAGAGAUUCUAUGUAAUUUUCCCCCUUUUUUACAUCUUUAGCCUACCCUUAAACGAAGAAACACAUCACAAAAAUUAUGGCUAUUCAAGCGCAGUUAUAUACAGAUAAUUUUGGUUUUCCGUUUGGUGGUUCACAAGAUUUGAUGGAGAAUGGUUGUGGAUUUAAUCAGUUUUCUUUUAGUCCUCAACAGCAACAACACCUUCAACAAAAUUUUCAACAGCAGUCGUUCCUGCAAAUUCUGCCGCAGAAAAACAAUCAGAAUUUGAUGAACAUUGUUCCGAAACAGUAUAACAACGGUACUGAAUCAAUGCCUUUUUCUCAGUGUAUAGCGUCACAGUUUGAGAAACAGAGUAUUGAGAUUGAUCAAUUCAUCAGUUUACAGAAUGAGAGAUUGAGAUUGGUUUUAAACGAGCAAAGAAAGCAACAGCUGGCGUUGAUCUGGAGAAAAUACGAAGCAAAAGUUCAAUUUCUGCUAAAACAGAAAGACGAAGAAAUCGCUAAAGCUGUAAACAGGAAAAAAGAGUUGGAAGAAUUUUUACAAAAGAUGGAAAUAGAGAACCAAACAUGGCAGAAAAUAGCUCAAGAAAACGAAGCUAUUGUCAUUUCACUAAACAACACAAUCGAACAGCUACGAGAAAAUGGUGUUUAUUGUUUAACAUCAGCAAAUGGAGCAGAAGAUGCAGAAUCAUGCUGUGAUUUUGGCCAUGAAAAUGAAGAAGAAAAUGGGGAAGAUGAUCAAACAAGAAAAAUGAAGUGUAAAAGCUGCAAUUCUCGUAAAAUGUGCAUGAUUUUCUUGCCGUGUAGACACCUUUCUACAUGCAAAGAUUGUGAUUCUUUUCUUAAUCAAUGUCCUGUUUGUGGAAUAGCGAAAAAAGCAAGUAUUGAGGCUUUGAUUUGACAAAAAAUAGAUGAAAAACCCAAAUUACUAAAUUCAUUAAUUUCUUUUUGUGUUUUUUUAACCCUUUUGUCAGGGUGAUUUCAUUUGAUCUUUUUUUUGGUGUACUUUUUUGACGAAAUCCUCUGACUGAUGAAAUGAACAAAAGUGAUAUGAGUAGUUACUGCUGUAAUAGUGUACAGGAAAUUAGCAUCUUUUUUUUUUACCUUUCUUGUAGAUGUUACUUUUACCAUUUUUGGUGGGAUUUAGUUUUUACUUUUA